AUGGCAGAGCAGUGGAGCGAUGGAGUCUAUGCUGCGAGGAGAAGGGGAGAUGAGUCCACAAGGGAAGCAAUGUUCACCUACACAAAUUCAAACAAUACUAAAGAUCCAUUUGAGGGACCUAACUACCACAUUGCCCCACGAUGGGUCUACAACGUUUCUACAUGUUGGAUGAUCUUUGUGGUCAUUGCCUCUGUUUUCACCAACGGCCUGGUGCUGGUGGCUACAGCAAAGUUCAAGAAGCUCCGUCACCCUCUCAACUGGAUUUUGGUCAAUCUGGCUAUUGCCGAUCUUGGGGAGACAGUCUUAGCCAGCUCCAUUAGUGUGAUUAACCAGAUAUUCGGUUACUUCAUCCUGGGACACCCCAUGUGUGUUUUCGAGGGCUACACUGUGUCUGUCUGUGGUAUUGCUGCUCUGUGGUCCCUGACUGUUAUCUCUUGGGAGAGAUGGGUGGUUGUGUGCAAACCCUUUGGAAAUGUCAAGUUUGAUGCCAAAUGGGCCACUGGUGGAAUUGUUUUCUCAUGGGUGUGGGCAGCAGUCUGGUGCGCACCUCCCAUCUUUGGGUGGAGCAGGUAUUGGCCUCAUGGCCUGAAGACCUCCUGUGGACCUGAUGUGUUCAGUGGAAGCGAAGACCCUGGAGUCCAGUCCUACAUGAUUGUCCUGAUGCUCACCUGCUGUAUUCUUCCCCUGCUCGUCAUCAUCCUCUGCUACAUUGCUGUCUGGCUCGCCAUCCGCGCUGUAGCUGCACAGCAGAAGGAUUCUGAGUCAACACAGAAGGCCGAGAAGGAAGUGUCCAGGAUGGUGGUUGUCAUGAUCCUUGCCUUCUGCCUCUGCUGGGGACCAUACACAGUCUUUGCCUGCUUCGCUGCAGCUAACCCAGGAUACGCAUUCCAUCCCUUAGCGGCAGCCAUGCCUGCCUACAUGGCCAAGAGCGCCACCAUCUACAACCCCAUUAUCUAUGUCUUCAUGAACCGACAGUUCCGUGUAUGCAUCAUGCAGCUCUUUGGCAAGGCGGUUGAUGAUGGAUCUGAAGUCUCCACAUCCAAAACAGAAGUCUCUUCUGUGGCACCUGCAUAA
Molecule: messenger RNA, 1074 nt
Organism: Sardina pilchardus (European sardine)
Lineage: Eukaryota; Metazoa; Chordata; Actinopteri; Clupeiformes; Clupeidae
Product: red-sensitive opsin-1
Exons: 6
Coding region: 1-1074 (357 amino acids)
Biological process (GO): G protein-coupled receptor signaling pathway; phototransduction; cellular response to light stimulus
Cellular component (GO): plasma membrane; photoreceptor outer segment
Molecular function (GO): G protein-coupled photoreceptor activity
Source: RefSeq, a predicted model, not a curated record